GCGCGGGCGGGCGGGCCGUCCCGCGGUCCGAUAUAAGGAGGCCCCCGGCGGGAAGUUUUCUCCACGUCGAUCCUCGGACGGGACGCUUGACUGCACGACGACAAUGGCCCGCGCCUCUUUCCUGUGCGCAGUGGUGUACCGGCUGCUGAGCCUGGUGGCGCUGUGGGCGCUGGUGUUCGUGGUGGCCGAAGGACGCUACCUGCCGACCAGGUCCGGUGACGAGCUGCGCGGGGAACGCCUGCGGGAGCUCAUACGGACCUUGUUCGAGAGGGCCGAGCUCGAGAAGGCGGCGGGCCUCUAUCCGUAUGCCGGCGACGGCCGUAGCGGCAUCCUCAGCGCUCAAGAUUGAGGAACGCUGUCACGGUUGUUGCCAGCGGUGCGGAAUCCCCGAAGAAGCCACCCCUGAUUGAGAAUAAACAUUCUGCAGCCGCCUUCUACGGGCGGCGAAUGACAUUUUAUCCGUGUGCGGAGUCCAUACUUCGACGAGCUUGAAUUUCCUGGGGGGAAGAGAUCACUGGCGAAGCAUUAUCCCCCGUCACACCUCCCUUCCGAAGUCUGCUUGACGUGCCCGCCCACGGUGGGGUCUCUGCGGCUGAGGCGUCCCGCUGCUCAACAAGUCGUGGGUUCGAUCCCCCGCCGCUGCGGCCGCACUGUGGCGGGACCGGAAUGCAAGAAAUUUACCACGCCCUCUUCACUCAAUCCGCGCUCUCAGUAGAUUUCCGUGGCUUGGAUACUUCUCCUCUGAUCACUAGAAAUUAAAAAGUGCUUUAGAAACCCA
Messenger RNA from Dermacentor andersoni, 778 nucleotides. RefSeq lists its product as uncharacterized. Lineage: Eukaryota; Metazoa; Arthropoda; Arachnida; Ixodida; Ixodidae. The record is from RefSeq and is a predicted model, not a curated record.